AUGAACUUUAAGGUUGAGAGUAAAGCACUUGUCGAAGUAUAUCCAUUGCAUAUACCGGAUGAGCAGCGAUCACAACGAUCUCAACAGUUUCAAAAAUUUUACCCGGUAGAUAAUAAUUACGAACGAUCUGAUUAUUUACAACAGCAGCGACAACAGCAGGUUACAUUUCUACUUUAA
Loa loa (African eye worm) is the source of this 177-nucleotide messenger RNA. RefSeq lists its product as hypothetical. The transcript has a single exon. The record is from RefSeq and is a predicted model, not a curated record. Lineage: Eukaryota; Metazoa; Nematoda; Chromadorea; Rhabditida; Onchocercidae. The coding region runs from base 1 to 177 and encodes 58 amino acids.